This is a messenger RNA of Trichoderma aggressivum f. europaeum, 5370 nucleotides long. RefSeq lists its product as uncharacterized. Gene Ontology annotation, cellular component: cytoplasm. Gene Ontology annotation, biological process: amino acid activation for nonribosomal peptide biosynthetic process; secondary metabolite biosynthetic process. The coding region runs from base 1 to 5370 and encodes 1789 amino acids. Gene Ontology annotation, molecular function: phosphopantetheine binding; catalytic activity. The record is from RefSeq and is a predicted model, not a curated record. The transcript is spliced from 3 exons. Lineage: Eukaryota; Fungi; Ascomycota; Sordariomycetes; Hypocreales; Hypocreaceae.
AUGUCUAAGUUGCUACAGCCGGAUGCCGGCACCAAGCUACCAGCUCAAGUCAAAAUUGUCCACCCACUUCUGGGGGUAUCAAGCGUCGAUCCGUUGGGCCUAGGACUCACCUGGCACAAUACAAUUCAAGUCUCAACACUUCUCUCGCUUGUCGACCAGAAUGUAUCACUACCCGGUCUCUUUCCACCCGCUGGUUACGUCAAGAUCGUUGCUGAGGCAUGUCUCAAAUUGUCUGGAUCAAGGAUUGUCCGAAAAUUUGAACUUGACGACUUUUUCAUCGAAAACGACAUCACCGUGGCCAGAGGUGAGGACCAAGUUCAGAUUAUCCUUGAACUUCAGUCUACUGGUAGCCAUGAGAGACACGGAGACAGGACAGACUUCUUUAAUUUUCGGAUUAGAUCAAAUUACGCUGGUGCGAACAAGCUGAACGCACUGGGAUGCUUGCGUCUGAGGAGCUCUGAUGGGUACAAAAGUCUAUCUCUAAUCACGAAGGCCGUUGAUCAAGACCUACCGAUCCAACAUAGUUCUGGCUACAUAGCAGGGACUCCAGCCUCAUCAGCUACUUAUUCUAGUGACUCUGCUACCAAUUCAAUGGCCUUCUCUUUACCUAAAAAGACAAAUCAAGGCAGAAAGCCUGAUGAUUCCUCUUCAUUUUCUCAUGACACUGUGGGAUCAGCAAGAGACCCAAAACUAAUCAACAAUGAGGUGAUUCAGGUGACGCCGCCACCCUCAAAAAUCAUCAAGUCUCUUCCAAUGUCUUUUGGUCAAUCUGGUUUUUGGUUCAUGACGCAAUUUGUAGAUGAUCCAACCUUUUUUAACGGGACUGUUUCAUUUCUAAUAACCACAAACCUCAACAUUGAGGUACUUGCGGGCCUCGUGCGCGAAAUGGGUAGACGGCAUGAAGGGCUGAGGACUGCAUUUUUGACUGACGACUCAAACCAGCCCAAACAGGGCGUCUUGGAGGAGUCUCCACUAUACUUGGAGACGAAGAUUAUCAAGGCUCAAGAUCAAGUACGCACGGAAAUCGACGCCAUGAACAAGCACGUGUACAACCUUGCAAAAGGUGAAACAUUGAGACUUCUACUUCUCACGGAGUCACCAAUCAGGCAUCAUUUAAUAGUCGGCUAUCACCACAUCAAUAUUGAUGGAAUGAGCAUAAUAGCGAUAACUGACGAUCUCAGGCUAACUUAUGAGGGAACCAAAUUGCCACCGCCGUUCCAACAGAAUGAGUUUGCCAGUAGACAGCAUGAUCGGCUUCGUACGGGGCAAUAUGCAGAUGAUAUCUUGUUUUGGAAGAACGAGUUUGAGGAUCUUCCAGAGAUUUUACCCAUUCUACCCCUCUCACCAAACACACUUCGAUCUCGCCCGGCGACAAGAACAACCUACCGCCAUGUAAGAGCAGAGAGGCGGCUAAACUCUGCCACUACCGCUCGACUCCAAGAACUUCGAAAACGAGGAUACAUACAGUCUCCAUUCAACUUUUAUGUGACGGUCUUUCAAAUUCUUCUCGGCCGGCUAACUGAAUCCGAGGAUGUCUGUAUUGGCGUUGCCAGCGCAAACAGGCAUAACGAUCCUGGUUCAGAUAGUAGUGUGGGCAUAUUCUUGAAUCUGUUUCCCCUGCGGCUACGUUCACAGCUUUCGAAAUCGUUCAUCUCUCUACUUAACGAAAACAAAGCUAAAGGUCUGGCUUGCUUGAACCAUUCUGCGGUGCCAUUUGACAUAAUUCUAGACGAGGUUGGGGCUAUCCGACAUCCGUCUCAUAGCCCUCUCUUCCAAGCAUUCAUCAAUUACAUCCCAACCAGAGAAAACAGGUCAUUUGGAGACGGUAUAAUAGAAAAUAGAGAGUAUGAGAUCGGAGAAACCAUGUACGACAUCAUGUUGGCAAUUAUUGACCCACCAGCUGGCGACCCAUGGAUAGCCAUCAUGGUUCAGAAAGAGCUCUACACUGAGCAUGAAGCACAAGUCUUGCUGGAUUGUUUCAUGAACCUUGCAGACGCUUUUACUGGUGAUGUACACCUCCCUGGGCGUCAACCGCAAAUGUUUAAUGAUCUUGCGGUUCAUAAGGCAAUCCAAUUAGGCCAAGGAGCCAGCCUUGACAUUGAAUUUGGGCCUCUCAUUGGAUACCUAGACAGCAUCUCCGCCAGACUCGUUGAACAGGUCGCACUCAAGGAUACAUAUGGCGGCAUGCUUUCUUAUGUCGAAAUGAUGGAAAGGUCCACUCAAAUUGCCCAUGAACUUUCCAUUUUGGGUAUCCCCAAAGGAUCUCGAAUUGGGGUUCUCCAAGAACCUACUGUGGAUUGGAUAUGCUCCAUGCUUGGAAUCUGGCGGUUUGGCGCGAGUUAUGUUCCUCUGGAAGUCACUCAGGGUGCUGGACGCCUAAAAUCAAUUGUUGAAGACGCCAAUCUCGCCGCUAUUCUAGUUCACGAUGCGACUCAAGUUCUCUACAAGGAUAUAGACGUCGCGCAAGCUACACCCGUAAUCAAUGUUGAUACAAUCAGUGAGAAUGGGGAGGCGGUUGGCUCCCCUUUCUACAACGCUGAUCCUACGGAAGAGGCGAUUAUAUUAUACACUAGUGGCUCUACAGGUACGCCAAAGGGAAUUUCUCUACCUCAUCGAAUGGUAACAAACACCAUCAAGGGAUUUCUUGAAACCUUUCCAAUGAAGCCUCAAACUGUCCUUCAACAGAUUGCCCUAAGCUUUGAUGUGUCCUGGUGGCAGUCUUUGCUUGGACUUGCUACUGGUGGAACUGUUGUUGUCGCUGGGAAGGUUGUUCGAAAGGAUCCCAUUGCACUUACCAAGCUGAUCACUUCACAAAUGAUCACACUCACGCUUGCAGUACCCUCAGAGGCUAUGUCUUGGCUCCAAUACGGAGACUUACAACAGCUACGCGAGUCUGUAUGGGAAUGGCACAUAUCUGCAGGCGAGGAAAUUAGCAACAACCUUAUUGAAAAGCUAAAAGCAGUACAGAAGCCGGACCUGCGGUUCAUGAAUGCUUACGGUCCCGCAGAGACAAUCGUCCCGCAUGCCUACGAAGUUCCAUACUGGAACUCCGGUCUAGCUCUCUCUCCUGUGCCCAUCGGCAAGGUCUUGCCUAAUUACAGUGUAUACAUCAUGGAUAUAGACAACCAUCCACUUCCCGCAGGUGUCCCGGGCCAAAUCGUUAUUGGAGGAGCUGGUGUUGCUUUGGGCUAUAUCAAUCAACCAGAGCUUACAGCAGCUAAAUUUCCUGAGGACAUACUUGCUAGCAGUCGUUCCAUGGCGAAUGGGUGGAAUCAUGCUCAUCUAAGUGGUGACCGUGGUUACAUGAGAGAAGAUGGCGUCUUUGUUGCACUGGGUCGAAUGAAUGGCGAUACGCAGGUUAAAUUACGAGGACAGCGGUUUGAGUUACGAGAAGUUGAAGCAGCGGUGCUUGCUGACGGCAAAGGGGAUAUUUCAGAGGCUAUUGCUCAUAUUCGGCACCAAAACGACAGGGACGCCGCUUCCGCUUUCCUUGUUGCACAUGUUGUCCUUGCUACGGAAAUCCAGCAGAGGUAUGGCACAAACGGCCCCGUUAUCGACAGCAUGCUUCGAAACGUGAUCUCUAAUCUCGCUUUACCACAAUACAUGCGUCCGUCAAUUGUGGUGUCCUUGCCAUCCAUGCCUCUAAACCAUCAUGGGAAAAUUGAUCGAAAACUUCUCUCCAAGUCACCGCUCAAGAACCCAGCUGAGGUCUCUAAAACAUUACCCUCCCCGGAACAAAACAGAAGCACACAGUUUCUGCAUGACAUCGAAGAUAUAUGGAGAGACGCCUUGGGAGAUCUCGUCGCCGGACAGGCUCUGGAGAAAAAUUCUGACUUCUUCCUUGUAGGCGGUAAUUCGUUACUGCUGAUCAAAGUCCAAAACAAGAUCAAUGAGCGCACUGGUCAAAACAUCCCCUUGGUGAACUUAUUCGAGGCCAGCACUCUGGGGAAAAUGGCGAGUUUACUCGUUGAAAAUGGCGAGCACUAUAGGGAACGGCCCACGAGAACUUCUACCGGAGAUAAAAUGAAGCAAAUCUGGGUCUCUGUACUUGGCGGGAUAGUGACAGAGGACGAUAUUGGAUUUGACUCUGAUUUUUUUCUGGUUGGUGGAAACUCAUUACUCCUCAUACGUAUACAAAACGAGGUUCAUAAAGAAUUUGGUAUUCUCCUUCCACUAGCUAAGUUAUUCGAAGCAAGCACAUUGGAGGGGAUGUCGAGGCUCCUGGAGUCCUUGGCAACUGAAAACGAUAUUUUCCACCAAUCCAUCACCGAUGUCAACUGGCAAGAGGAAGUAGCAUUCAAAGAAAUGCGUCCAAGCUUCGUGGCGAGCCUCAAGGAUCAUAUUCCUGUUGACGGGUCCCCUAGUGGAGUUACGGUGGCGCUGACAGGGGCAACAGGAUUCCUUGGAAGGCAUAUCCUGCAGAAGCUUCUUAACGAUAGUGUGGUUGAUACAGUGCAUUGUAUCGCUGUUCGAGAUACCUCAAAGCUCCUCAUUAACUCUCCAAAGGUCAUAGUUCACCCUGGUGAUCUGAGGGACCCAAACCUAGGGCUUGGAGAAGAUACCGCGAGGCACAUCUUUUCUAAACUUUCUGUGAUAAUUCACAAUGGUGCUGACGUCUCAUUUCUUCGAAGCUACCUAACUCUUCGUACAGCAAAUGUUCUUUCGACUAAAGCCCUUGUGCGGAUGGCCAUACAAUACUCCGUUAACAGGCCAUUACCGCAUUUCCAUUUCGUCUCAACCGCCGGUGUUGCUCAGCUUGGAACGUGUGAGCUAUACGAAGAGUCACUUCCUGUACCUCAACCUCAAAUGGAUGCAAAUGGUUAUGUUGCGUCGAAAUGGGCAUCGGAGAAAUAUCUUGAAAAUGCGCAUGUCUCUUCCACGCUGCCUGUCACCAUCCAUAGGCCGAGCUAUGUCGUUGGACCUGAUGCGCCCCAAUUCGAUGUAAUGCACAACAUUCUGAACUUUGCAGAAAAAUUGAGGAGUGUGCCUCGAAUGCCAUCUGUAGAUAGAUGGCUACAGUUUGUGGGGAUCGACGAAGUGUCACAAGGCAUCACAGCCGACGUGCUGAUGAGAGAAAACCCCCCAAAAACGCACGUGCAAUAUCGAAACCAUUGCGGCGCAGAGAGCGACUGGGUGCGGUUGGAUCAACUUGGAUUCUAUUUAGAGAGGCAGCACGGUGGGAGUUUUCCCAAGGUCGAUUUUACACAAUGGAUCGACUCUGCUGGAAUGGCUGGGAUGCCAACGCAGGUGAAGGAAUACCUGAUCAAUCUUAUAACAAAUAACACCAGCGACCGGAGUUGGGUCUCUCCUCGUGUCUUCAAAGGACCGCGAAAUAUGCACGCUCCAUGGAGAAGGCGAGGAAGACUUUAA